UGUAGCGAGUUUGGACGCGUUUGAAAAAUUAUAUUCGCGUGACGUUUUGAAACUUUUUUUUCGCAACGAUGUAAAGUUUUGGUGACUGUUCCUGAGAUGUUGUUCAAAACACAAUAUCCAUAUCCGAAGACAAGUCUAAUAAUCUCACGUACUUUCCCAUUUGUUGUUUUGGUCAACACGAGGAACCCCAAUUUAUAAACUCUGGGAACCACGUUGCUGUGUCUGGUUGUUUUAACACAGAAAUCAUGGAUAGUAAAAGCAGUGAAGCAAGCGAAUUUUCAAGUCCUCUGCUUUCGACAGGCAACGUUGAAUCACAAGGUGAUGGUGGCAGCAAUGAUGACGUUGACCGUGAGGGACAGAGUCAAAGAGGAAACUCUUCUAUCCCAGCAACUCUUAUACUUAGCACCCUUGUUGCUGUUCUUGGUUCUUUCGUUUUUGGGUCUGCUGUGGCAUAUUCAUCCCCUACUCAAUCUAGAAUCAUGGAUGACCUCAAUCUCGGUGUGGCUGAGUUUUCACUUUUCGGUUCAAUAUUGACGAUUGGAGCGAUGAUUGGUGCCGUUGGGAGUGGUAAAAUAGCAGAUUACGCAGGUCGUCGAGUUGCCAUGGGAUUCUCGGAGGUAUUCUGCAUCUUGGGAUGGCUUGCCAUAACAUUCUCAAAGGUUGCUUGGUCGCUCUAUGUUGGAAGACUGUUGGUAGGAUGUGGGAUUGGUCUUCUAUCUUAUGUGGUACCGGUUUAUAUAGCAGAAAUAACACCAAAGAAUCUUCGAGGGGGAUUCACCACAGUUCAUCAGUUUAUGAGUUGUUGUGGGAUGUCAUUAACUUAUCUUAUUGGAGCAUUCUCGAAUUGGCGGAUUUUGGCUCUAGUAGGAACUAUUCCGUGUCUUUUACAGCUUCUGAGUCUUCCCUUCAUCCCUGAUUCUCCUAGGUGGCUGGCAAAGGUUGGUCGCUUGAAAGAGAGUGAUUCUGCUUUACAGCGCCUUAGGGGGAAGAAUGCUGAUGUGUAUCAAGAGGCCACUGAAAUUAGAGAUUAUACAGAAACCCUUCAGCGGCAAAAAGAAGCUAGCAUUAUUGGCUUAUUUCAAUUGAAGUAUUUGAAGUCACUUACUGUUGGAGUUGGCUUGAUGAUACUGCAACAGUUUGGAGGGAUUAAUGGCAUUGUUUUUUAUGCAAAUUCAAUAUUUACCUCUGCUGGGUUUUCGGAUAGUAUUGGAACGAUAGCAAUGGUUGCUGUUAAGUUCCCAAUGACAACUUUGGGAGUACUUUUGAUGGAUAAAUCUGGAAGACGACCACUUUUGCUGGUGUCUGCACUCGGAACAUGCUUAGGAUGCUUCCUCGCGGCCCUAUCAUUCUUCAUGCAGGACUUGCAUAAAUUGAAGGGCGUCAGUCCCAUUCUGGUGCUUGUUGGUGUACUGGUAUACGUAGGAUCUUUCUCGAUAGGCAUGGGACCAAUUCCCUGGAUUAUAAUGUCCGAGAUAUUUCCCAUAAACGUGAAGGGCUCUGCUGGAAGCUUUGUGACCUUGGUUAGCUGGUUGUGUUCUUGGAUUGUUUCAUAUGCUUUUAAUUUCCUCAUGAGUUGGAGUUCCGUAGGAACUUUCAUCGUAUUCUCUAGCAUAUGUGGCCUCACUGUUCUAUUCGUAGCAAAACUAGUACCGGAGACCAAGGGGCGUACACUAGAAGAAAUUCAAGCUUCUUUGAAUCCAUAUUCAACAAAGACCGCAGUAGAAUUCAAUGCAUAAUAAACCCAGUAAGAAUUUUUCGAAAUGGAUUGAUAAAGGUUCCGUGAAACAAGGUUGUUCAUUUUUUAAAAAAAGAAAGAAAGAGGGAAGGCUACGAAUACUCAAGCGUGAAUGAAGAAAAUAGCAAUCAGCAAGUCUAAUGUAGUAGGCUCAUGAUUUACACAUAUUCUUACGAUUAGGUGUUUAUGAAAGGACACAACACAAAUAUUCUCUCAUUCAAUUAUGUAUAUGUUUUUUCCUUCUCACACUCAUCGUAAUACUUAUAAUAAAAAGUCAUUCUACUCAUUUUUUCUCUC
Gastrolobium bilobum is the source of this 2032-nucleotide messenger RNA. Its product is annotated as sugar transporter ERD6-like 5. Gene Ontology annotation, molecular function: sugar transmembrane transporter activity. The transcript has 18 exons. NCBI's taxonomy places the organism in Eukaryota, Viridiplantae, Streptophyta, Magnoliopsida, Fabales, Fabaceae. The record is from RefSeq and is a predicted model, not a curated record. Gene Ontology annotation, biological process: transmembrane transport; carbohydrate transport. The coding region runs from base 246 to 1736 and encodes 496 amino acids. Gene Ontology annotation, cellular component: membrane.